AUGGCUCAAACGUUGGCUUUGGCGCUGAUCUGCCUAUUCGUGCCGCGGGCGCUGGCCAAGCCGUGCCCCGACAAUGCUCUUUUUGUGUAUAGCUAUGCCCAUGACGGUGCCUCCCAUUGCGCUUGCCUUGAGGGUUUAACCUGUGCUGGCAGCCAGUGCACGGUUGGGGGUCCCAGCAACAAGCGAUAUGGCUUUUACCACACCACGAAGCAUGCUGGUUUUGAUGCGACCUGCGAGGAUUGCUUUUGCCUCGCCCCUGAUCAAAGUCUGGCCCAGGCGCGGGAAAAACAUCCCUUUCGCACUCUCCGUGCCACCGAUGGUGGCCUCCUGCGCGACUUUCCCGACCCCCUGUUUGACGCCACCUGCCGCCCUUUCAAGGAAAAGCGCUGUGUGAGCCAGCUGCAGGGGUGGAUGCAAGCGCACUAUCCACUGAACAAGGUCCAGGCCGUGAGUGGGACGGUCAUGGCCAUGUUCCGACACCCAGCCAAACGAUUGGUGUCCGCCUUCAACUAUGGCCGGCAUUCAUUUGGGAUGAAUCGUCUGGAGCGGCUGCGCCUGCUCAAGACGACCGAGACGCUGGAAGGCUAUGUCAACUUUCCUGGCAUUGCCUCGUGCAUGACCAAGAUGACGUUGGGAUACAAUUGCGCACACUACGUGCGCCUGGAUGAGAGCCACCUGCAAGAGGCCAAAUCGCGGCUGGAAAAGGACUUUGCCUUUAUCGGCCUCUCCGAGCAUUGGAACGCCAGCGUGUGCCUUUUUCAUCGACAGUACGGUGGUGCCAUGCACCAGACCGAGCUGGCGAACCUGCGGCCAGGCACGGACAUUAAAGCCACCACCACACCAAGCCCGGGCGCCGCGCGCCGCCGUCUUUUGAGUCUGGAUGGCUAUGACCCGGAGAAUAUUGGAGAAGACGAUGACCAGGACGAUGCGGUUGAGGAUGCGCGCGGAGCCGAGGGACAGGGCGCAGGUCCCGUCAAGCCGGACCUCUUUGUCCCGGGCGUCUCCUAUGAAGAGGGCAUGUCCCGCGUCGAGCGCAAUCGCAACGUGGCCCAGCUCAGCAAGGUGCCCAAAACGGCCAGCGCCCAGCUGCGACGCGAGCAUGACCCCUUUGACUUUGCCCUCUAUGAAGUGGCCGACUACCUCUUUCGCCGCAAGCUCCAAGAGGUGAGCAUGGCGGCAGCAGCGGUGCCGAGGGCUUUGGGCAAUGGCGCCGAAGCCGCGUCCGAGUUUGGCGCAGAGGGACCAGCGUAUGUGCGAUAUUUGGAGGAUGAGCUAAAGGAGCGGACGACGCGGCGGGUGGCGGUGGUGUCGGGGGUGCUCUGCUUGGUCGGGGCGCUGGCUUAUACGCUGGGAUCGAUUCAGUUUUACUCGUGGGUGGACAAUGGCUUGGCGGGGGGCUGGCUCUUUAUUGCGGGUUCGGCCUGCUUUACCAGCGCCGCGCUGCAGGACUGGUGCCUCUUGCACGCUGGGGCUCGGCACUUGGCAGCCCACGAUACCGUGUUGCCGCUGCUUCUGACAGAGGGCAGCGAGGCACACAGCCGGUCGGGCACCGCGUGGACGCGCUCCAGCACCCAGAUGCAUCGGCCCGCCCGGUGCUGUCGGCCUUGGUCGUUGCCCACGCACAUUGUGACAGUGACCCUGUGCGCCAACAUUUGCUUCGACGUGGGCAGCGUGUUCUUCUUGCCCCGCUUCGCAGCUCAACUGGACAUUGGCUACUGGCUCUUUAUCAUGGGCUCGUUUUUGUACAUCCUGGCCAUUCUCCUGGAGGAGGGGCGGCGCUUUCGCGAGCACGGGGUGCCCUGGCGUUCUUCCCGGCGCGAGCUGGCACUGACCGUUGCAGCGACAAGUUACAUUGCGGGCUGCGCCAUUUUCAUCGUGGGGUGCACAUGGCCGCUCGUCACCACCCGAGCACCCGACACGGGCAUUCAUUGCUUUGUCUGGGGCUCGUUGGCCAUGGGUGCUGGCGCCCUCAUGGCCCUGUCGGCCGUCUCCUGUGCCCCUCCACCUCCUCCUCCGGACACCACCUCUUUCUCCGGCCUCAUCAACCCAUGAGCAUGCGGCGCUCCCCCCGCACCAUGUGAUGUGGUGCGGAACCCCAGCCGUACGGCUAUACCUGUCUUCUAGAGGACUUUAACUGAUUACCUGCCAUCUCUGCUGAAUCGAUUUCCCAAGACCGGA
Molecule: messenger RNA, 2178 nt
Organism: Monosiga brevicollis MX1
Lineage: Eukaryota; Choanoflagellata; Craspedida; Salpingoecidae
Exons: 3
Coding region: 1-2052 (683 amino acids)
Cellular component (GO): membrane
Molecular function (GO): sulfotransferase activity
Source: RefSeq, a predicted model, not a curated record